Dreissena polymorpha is the source of this 666-nucleotide messenger RNA. RefSeq lists its product as uncharacterized. Bases 1 to 612 code for a protein of 203 amino acids. The record is from RefSeq and is a predicted model, not a curated record. Lineage: Eukaryota; Metazoa; Mollusca; Bivalvia; Myida; Dreissenidae. The transcript has 2 exons.
AUGUACAUAAUAACAGCAUUGCUGAUAUGCGCUCUGGUAGAAAACAGCGCAGAGGCAAAACGAAGCUUCCAUCACAUGCUUGGUAAGCGAACCCACGGGAUCAACGCACGGGGUUACACCCACGUCUUUGGUAAGCGAGGACGUGGUGCCGAACUAAGCAAGUAUGACCCAUACAGAGAUACAAAUGAUCUCAAUAUGGACGAACUAGAUACAUUAGAAAGUAAGGAUGAUGAAAAGGGAUUUGAUGAUCAACUACAAGACUCACUGCCCCUUCCUAUAAACUGGCUCGAACAAAAGGAUAAUCGCAACGUCCCUUCUGACAGCGAUUCUGCCCUGCCCCUUGCUAUAAACUGGCCCGAACAAAAAGAUACUCGCUAUGUCCCUUCCGAUAGCGAUUCUUCCGAGUCUGAGGGCCUCGAUGUAUAUGACAAGACACCAUGGUCACCAAAGAGCGAUCACCGAUAUGCGUACCCCAGGGAAGGUUCUGAUUUGGUUGACACCAACACGAAAAUCCUUGAAGAACUUCUACGGUCAUCGUCAGCCGAUGAACGAUCCAAGCUGUUUGACCGCAUCAACGAACUCAGUCGUUCUUCCGCUCACAAAUGGAAGUGACGUUACCUUGGAAACGCGUUCCACCAAUGAGCAGCAGUGUGUAACGCAAAUGAA